ACUACAGUGACAUCCAAGCUGCAUACGGAUAUCCGGUGCAAGGCUGUCAAGGCUACCCCUAAGGCUAUCUUAUGCUUUCAGUACUACGGUCGACAUUUCCUAAACGUGGACUUUCAGCGCUGAAGCCCAACCGGCUUCACAAUACUUCAUUUUCUCCCCGUUUUGUGCACACAGAGAAAACAGGAGCGUCCUUGUCAUCAGCAUACAAAGCGCGGAGAGAUUCGUGGUAUAAUCCAACUGUUUUGGUACUUGGCUUUAUCCCCAUAUUCACUUUUGCUCUGGGCACUUGGCAACUCCAGCGUUUGCAAUGGAAAAUAGCUCUGAUUGAUGAACUCGAGGAAAAAUUACGUCGUGAGCCAAUCCUCCUCCCGAAACGAGUAAAUCUUUCAGUUGUCCCCGAAUUUAUUUUCCGUAGGGUCGUUCUUCGAGGUAGAUGGGAUCACAAACGUUCAAUGUUACUGGGUCCCCGUGUACGGGACGGGACACACGGAUAUCACGUUAUAACACCUUUAAUACGGUCCGAUGGUUCAACAGUUCUUGUUGAUCGUGGUUUCGUUUCCAAAGACUUUGCUGAGAAUUAUGUUCGCGGAGAGGAAGGAGAGGUUCAGUUCCUCGGGAUGCUUCGAACAUCGCAUACGCGGAAUAACUUCACUCCUGACAAUCGUCCAGAAGAAGGCAAAUGGUAUUGGGCCGAUGUUGAUGCAAUGGCAGAGUACGCGGGUGGUGAACACGCUUAUGUUCAGCCCGUGUAUAUCGAGGAAAUCUUCGAUGGCCAUGCCGGGGAAGCUGCAUCGCGACUGAACAAGGGCAUACCCCUGGGUCGAUCGGCAACCGUUGACGUGCGGAAUGCACAUAUGUCCUACGUGGUCACUUGGUACUCACUCUCUGCGUUCACUGCUGUGAUGUUGGGUCGCCUUGUUCUGAAAAGGAGAGCGCAAAAUCGUGCUAGACCACUCCCGCGCUAGAGUCCGGAUGUGUUUGAGUUUAAUGAUGGGCAUUUCUACAUAGCUGUACUCUCGCACUGUGCAUUUGUAGAUAAAUCACAUUUUACUAAAACAAUGCAUUGAAUCACCAUUCC
This is a messenger RNA of Serpula lacrymans var. lacrymans S7.9, 1078 nucleotides long. RefSeq lists its product as uncharacterized. The coding region runs from base 72 to 965 and encodes 297 amino acids. The record is from RefSeq and is a predicted model, not a curated record. Gene Ontology annotation, biological process: mitochondrial respiratory chain complex IV assembly. Lineage: Eukaryota; Fungi; Basidiomycota; Agaricomycetes; Boletales; Serpulaceae. Gene Ontology annotation, cellular component: membrane; mitochondrion. The transcript is spliced from 4 exons.